AUGGUUGGGGGUAAGCCCGGUAAGUCAAUCGAUCAGUCACAACGAAACAACCCUGACGCAAUGCCAGCAACUUGGGGACAAAGUGGCCUUCCUGCACCCUCGCCACAAACUCGAGACUCUGUAGCACCUGACAGCUGGGCACAAGCAAUGAGUUCAAGGGCAAAUACUCAGCUUGAUCUAUCCGCAUCUUCCUUCCCGAGCCUCAACAACAGCAGCCUCCAAUCACAGGGUCACAAUGUAGGCUCCAGUGCAUGGCAGACUGGGCCACCUCAGAACGAACAGGCACAAAGACAGCAAAUACAGACUUCACGCGCCCACAUCUCUUCUCGGCAGCAACAGGGUAACGCCGGUCGAGACGGCUUCUACCCUACUGAUACCUACUCCAGGAAUGCUCCGAUGGAGUUCUCUUCGGAAUCUUCCCAGCCUGUACGAAGAGCAAGUCAAGCACCCGGCGGACCUCCCGGACUUGCACAGCGGCAACCAAAUCAACAGGGCGACAGCACGCCAGGUGAUCCCAGCAGAGUCACUUCGCCGUCCGGGCAGACACAAAUUUCUCGGUCGCCCAUAUCUCAGAAUAUCAAUGCGGCCAUAGGCCAUGAGAGAUUUCUAGGACAAGAUGGGAGGACGCAAUUACAAGAAUCGCCGUCGCAGUCGCUAGGAAUGCAGCCGCGAGACAUGUUCGCUGAUCGAGAAAUCGGAACAAGAGCCGACCAUGAUUCAAUCUUCGCAGGCAUGAGUGAAAAAGAUAGAUUCGGAAUGAAGGGUUACGUUGCCGAACAGGACAACGCGAGUCCAGCGGCAAGAAGUUUGAUGAGGGGAGUGGACCUGUCAACACUGGGCAUCAACAUGGGUUCUCAAGAGCCGCUACUGUCAUCUUACCCAGGGCCAUGGGCCGAACCCAACGCGACGCCGCUGCGACCACUGGACUCGGAGUACACCAUCCCAGACUGCUACACUGUCAAGAAAAUUGCACCACUGUCGACUCGGAUUACGGGAUUUGUGGACGAAACGCUAUUCUUCAUCUUCUACACCAUGCCUCGGGAUUACAUCCAGAUGCUGGUGGCCCAAGAGUUGGUGGCGCGCAAAUGGCGGUACCACAUGAGGGAGAAGCAGUGGCUCACUAGGGAUGACGCGUCUCCUAGUCCAGUGUUGCUAGAUGACAAAGUGAGCGAGCAAGGCUACUACAUCUGGUGGGACACCAAACUGUGGAAGAAGGUUCGACGCAUCUACACGUUGAGAUAUGAAGACCUGGAAGAACAACCUAGUAUGGGCAAUCGACCAAUUCAUGCAGGUGUCAUGGGUGCAAUGUCGGGAAACAUCAACGGAGGAAUGGGUGUCGGCAAUUUCAACGCCGUGCCCAGUCUGGAGAGGAUGGCCGCCACUGGAAGAGGCUUCUAG
Messenger RNA from Fonsecaea multimorphosa CBS 102226, 1398 nucleotides. RefSeq lists its product as uncharacterized. Gene Ontology annotation, biological process: regulation of DNA-templated transcription; nuclear-transcribed mRNA poly(A) tail shortening. Gene Ontology annotation, cellular component: P-body; CCR4-NOT core complex. Lineage: Eukaryota; Fungi; Ascomycota; Eurotiomycetes; Chaetothyriales; Herpotrichiellaceae. The coding region runs from base 1 to 1398 and encodes 465 amino acids. The record is from RefSeq and is a predicted model, not a curated record. The transcript has 2 exons.